ACCCGCGUAAGUUUCGCCAGCUGGGGGCCGGUCUCAGAGAUCUUCUUCUUCCUUCCUUUCUUUCACUGUUGGCUUACGGACCCAAGCCCACCCGUGCCCGAUCUCGCCUCACGCCCGCUUGUCCUCGCCUGUGGUCCUACUACUAGGACCUGAGCCUGUCACGACCUGAACCCUUCGACGGCCACGAAGCCAAUUCACAGCCACAGUCUUGUCAGGCAUUGAGCAACGAAUUCAGAAUACAAUGGUGGCCUUUCUUCUGGCCUCUGUCGCGGCGGCGGCAAUGCUGAGCCAGGGUGCUGAGGCCUCUUUUGAGCCUCGUGUCCCCAAGCAGACUGCCGACGUGGUUGCGACGGCUGUCCUCUCCCAGACGACGCCCGCGCCCGAGGGCCCUCCCGCCCUCAUGUACGCCCGAGCAGCGGGCACCUUUACUGGCACCCUGCUCCUCGCGCCCGACAACGUGUGCGGCUAUGUCUCUGGCGACGCGUCGCGGCCGUGGUCCUGCGACGCCACAGACAAGUGCGGUUUUGCAACUGUCAAUGGCGGCUGGGCAGCCUGUUGCAAGGGUCUCUCGUGCAGUAUCAGCCAGGUUGCCUGCGUCGACCGCGCUGCCGUCUCUACCGCGAGCCUGUGUGGUUCGUCCUGCCUUUCCGAUCCCGGGACGAGAAAGUGCACCGUCUCUACCCUCCCGUACUGUGGCACCCUCACUUUCUUUGACGGCAUCGUCGACUACCAGUGUGUCGCCACCAACUCGUCAACCUUUGCCCAGGUCGAGUUGACCUAUGCCGGCCAGGAGAAUUUUGCCAGCGGCGCGACCGCGUACAUGAUGACGACGGUCGUCUUCGAAGCCCAGACCACCUUCACGCUCUCCUCGUCCUCGUCGACCUCGAGCACCAGCACCAUCAGCACACCAGCGACUUCGAGCUCGACCUCUACCACGCCAGUCCCAGCUCCAUCCCAGGGCAGCUCCACACCCAUAGGCGCCAUCGUUGGUGGUGUCGUCGGCGGUGUUGCGCUGAUCGCGCUGAUCGCGUUUGGCAUCUGGUUCAUGAAGUCGCGGCAGAAGAAGGCGGCCAGCGCGGCCGAGGCCCAAGCCAUGAUGAACCAGAACACCGGCGCCGGCGGCCCGCACGCAGGAGUCCCCGGCAUGGCCCCGAUGCAGUCCCCCUACACAACCGGCGCCGGCCAGUAUCCGCCGUCGGGCUACAACCCCAACCCGCAGUACACAGGCUCCGUCGUCGGACCCGAUCCCAGCGUCAGCCCCAACCCGGGAAUGUCCUACUACCAGGACCCAACCAAGCAGGGUUUCCAGCAGAACGUCACCCCCGAUGCUCACCGCCAGUCCUACCAGCAGGGUCCCGUCCCGGCAGCCUGGGCUCAACAUACCGGUGGCUCGGGCCACCAGCCAUCGCAGCACACGGGCAGCUCCGCCACUGCGGCCCAGCAAUACCCUCAGCACAGCGGCAGCCAGCCGACGUACUACGAGGCUUCUGGAAACCCCAUCGGUGCCAACGACCCCAACCCCAACCACCGUGGACAGCUCCACGAGCUCUCAUGAUUCUUUUCGAGGCAGGAUUGGGUUUCGGCUCCGGGGAUCGGGAACGCCAGAUGUCCACAGGAAUGCAGGGAAGAAAUGGCAUGGCGAUGGAGGGGGACAGCCUGCGAGAAAGUGUUCGACAGCAACCUGACAGGGUGCGGUGCGCAUUGCAUUCUAUGUUCUGUUUUUCUUUUCACACAUACCACUAGCAUAUUUACGAUGAACACUUUUGGGGCCAUGGGCAUCUCCGUGGCAUAAUGAACAAAUUUCUUCUG
Molecule: messenger RNA, 1809 nt
Organism: Microdochium trichocladiopsis
Lineage: Eukaryota; Fungi; Ascomycota; Sordariomycetes; Xylariales; Microdochiaceae
Exons: 4
Coding region: 242-1555 (437 amino acids)
Source: RefSeq, a predicted model, not a curated record